AUGAAAACGAGACCAGUCAGAAUUGAGACUUUCAAGACAAAUGACUUCUCAUUAAAUUUAAAGACUGAAAAUUCACUUCCCCAGCCAAAUAAGAAUAUUUGGACCGGAAGAGUGAUCGGUGGAUCAACAGCAGUUAAAGGGCAAUUUCCUUAUCUUGUCUCGUUUCGCAGUGGAAUUAUGCAAAGUCAUUUCUGUGGAGGAUUUAUAAUCACAGAACAUUGGAUUGGAACAGCUGGACACUGUGCAUCAGGAAAAUGGACGUGGAAUACUUACGCAAUUGUUGGAGCUACAGUGAAAGCUAAUGAAGGCAUUAAGCAUUCUAUUAGCAAGUUUGUCAUUCAUCCAGAUUACGAUAAAACAAGUUUAAUUAAUGACAUUUCGCUUGUUAGAACGGUAAAGAAAAUAAAGUUCAUUCCAACAGUUCAACCGAUUAAAUUAAGUUCACAUCCAGUUCCCGAUGGAUCGAAUGCUAUUGCUUUAGGUUGGGGCUACACAACUUAUCCUGGUCAGGCUUCACAAAGCCUUCAAUAUAUAAGAGUAAAAACAAUAUCAAGAGAUAAUUGUCGAAAAAGAAUGACUUUACCGAAUUCUGCAAAGCUUUUUGAAUCGUCGUUGUGUGCAGAAUCAGCAAGUGGGUCUGGUGGUGCAUGUAUGGGAGACUCUGGAGGGCCUUUAGUAGCAAAUAAUCUAAUAAUUGGAAUUGUUUCUUGGGGAAUUCCAUGUUCGAAAGGCUUUCCUGAUGUUUAUACGCGUGUUGCUUCUCAUAAAGCUUGGAUCGACAGCGUAAUUAAUUGGAAGGAGUAGAAAGCCAUGAAUGAGCCUGAAAAUUAUGCAACCAAACAAAAAACUGAACUACAUC
Messenger RNA from Clunio marinus, 859 nucleotides. The record is from the annotation of a GenBank genome assembly. NCBI's taxonomy places the organism in Eukaryota, Metazoa, Arthropoda, Insecta, Diptera, Chironomidae.